AUGAGAGGAAAAUACAAAAGAAGGGACAGCAGCGACAGCGGUGACGAGACGGCUGACGUCGCCCCGGGGCUCUCUCCUCGUCCCGGGGAAACCGCGGCGGGCUUGGCCGAGCCGGACACGCUUUUCCCGGGCUUCACCCUCCAGGAUGACCUUUGGAGGAAAAAGGGUGUAAGACAUCCCACAUGUGACAGUGAGAAGGUCUACCUCGGAGUUCGUGUCAAGUGCCCAGUGAGGGAUCUUCUGAGGAAAAAGCGUCUAGCCCAAGGCUGGGAACCUCAACAUUUUCAGGAGGCGUUCGGCAAAACAGUCAAAGGAGACAAGAAACGUGUCAGAACUCGCACAGGACACCAGACCACCAAGAAAAUAUGUCUCAAAAAAAGCCUGGAGGAGCUGGCAAUCAUCGUGGAGGUGUUGGAAGAGGAUCUUAGGGCCAUCAACACCCACCACUCCCUUUCCCACACUCUGUCCUCUAACCCUCCGGUGUCCCCUGCGCAGUCUCCAGCUGGGUACAACAGUGACGAGUCUGAUGAAAUCUUCCCCAGCCCACAGUCCUACAUGUUGUACCCACUGGGCGAAGUGGAGUACUACCAGGCCCCGUCGCCUCUCGGCUUCAUGCACACCAGCCUUCAGCCUUCCAGCAUUGCAGGUGUGAAAAGAGACAGUGUAGGAAGGGAGGAGUGGCUUGAUCCCCAGAACCACAACUGGAACAUGAACAGCUCUGAGUUCUUCUGGGCCCAGCUGCAGAAAGAAGAGAGCCAGAUGAGGGACAUCUCUGAUGCAACACUACUGACCACCGAUAAACAUGGCAAAACGUCUCUCCAUAAAGUAUCAUGUGUCGGAAAGAGGGCACUGGGUUACGCCAUCGCCAAAAGGAUGUCUGUACUCAACAGCCUGGACCUUAAAGACUCUGAUGGAAUGACCGCGCUGCUGCAUGCUGCAAAUCACAACCAUCACCUCAUGGUGGCAGAUUUGAUCUGUUUGGGGGCAAACGUCAAUGAGACCAACAACUCAGGAAAGUCCUGCCUCCACCUGAGCGCUGAGAAAGGCUACAUCCGAGUCCUGGAGGUUCUUAAACACUCAAUGAUGAAUGGUGUGUAUGUUGACAUCGAAGCCACUGAUAACUGCGGAAUGAGCGUCCUUCAGUGUGCCUCAGUGGCUCUGAAGGCCACAGUACGUGAGCUGGAGAGCAGUAGAUCUCCCAGUCAGACCAGACUCCACACGCUCCGCCAAGAGCAGAUGAUGGAGACCCUGGAGUGUCUGCUGCACAUGGACAGCUACCUUCACACCAUGGUGCAUCACCCUAUGAGAGCUAAGGGAAGCUGGAGCAUGCAACCUAGAAUUGGUUGAGCCUCUGGCCCCCCCGCCUGGCAGGGCACUUUGGAGACCCAACGGUAAUGUUCUGAUUUGGUUCAGGCCUGAAUUUAUCAUGGAGAGACCUCAAUUAUUGGGGUUCUUUUCACUCUGAGAAUGAGUUCAGGCCUGUAAUGUAAAGCAUCUGAUGUUUUGUGUGGUGUAAAAAUGCCUGACUUGCAAUCAGGUGUUUAUGGUUACAUGCACAGAAACGUCAGGUGCCCAUUGGCUGGUUUCUGCGAAACUUCCAUUGUUUGUUACAUUUGAGUAACAAGUUGUUUUCAGUGAGAUUCAUAUGUAAAAUCCUAUGAGAAUAUUUUUUAAAUGUUACAUGAGAGUAAAUUUACAUUUUGGGAUUUCUUCACACUGGUUUUAUGGGUCCAGGCAUGUUUUAGAAGCCUGGCCCCUAAAUACCAUAUUUUAUGGUAGGGAGGGACAGUCAUGUUUUCUUUAUGGACAUAGUUUAAGCUUGGCUUGUAUUUAAGCAGCAGCGCCACAGUUUGUUGCUGUAUAUGAUCCAAAAAUCCUUGAUUCUGUCUUUUGUCAAGAAUCCGGCAAUAGAUUUGUUAUUCUCUUAUACAAACUAACCCUCCCCACUGGGACCCAGCUUAGUGAAAGAGCUUUACAGCCAUUGAUUUUACCUAAUGUUCUUGAGGAUAUGACACUUUUACUAAGUAUUGUAAGGUGAUGGGGAGUGAAUAUAGUUUGCCACUUAGGAUACACUCACUGAGCACUUUCUGGGAAACACCUGCAAUAAUCCACUCCGUCAAUCCUGUCAACCCUGUUGCUGGAGCACAUUGUACAAAACCACAAAGGAGUAGGUCAGAAACUUCCUUUUAAUGUUUAUAUCAAUUAAAAAUGUGGAACAAGUGUGAUGUCAAUGACUCUGACACAGUUGUUGGUGCUGAACUGGUUUCAGUACCAGUCCCUAUCAGAAGUAGGUAAACACGUAAUUUAUUUUCUUUAAAGGACAACUUCCAGAGGGAUAAACGUUGUGUGUUGUAAACUGUGACAUGUAAGCCAAAGAUGUGCCAGUAGUAUUUGCACAUUGUCACUUUAUUUCUAACGCAGAUUAUAUACAGGCCUACAGACUUUAGGGUGAGACAACUAUGAUAUUGCGUUUUUAGUCAACUAAGUAGUCUAUGGGCCAGUGCUUUCGGUCACAUGGAUCAGACGGUUUGGCCAGAGUGUGUCUCCAUUCUAAAAUUAUCAUUAUUUUUCAAGUGGCUGUUUGCGAGUAUUACUAAAUAAAUGUCACAGUUUGCAAACAUUACAAAUAUUACAAAUAUUUCGAUAUAAAUUAUUCUACUGCUUCGAGCCCCAAAUUAAUGGGUUCUUUUCUGACCAGUACCAAAUCCGUGAUUCCUCGGUAAUCCAUCCAGUGGUUGUUGUGUAAUGUUCACAAACCAACAAACAGACAGGGGUGAAAACAUAAACAACAUCAGAGGAAAGAUUCAAGCGUCUUGUCCAAUCAGCGAUUCAGCUGAGGAUGUCUGAGAGCAAAUUGACAUUGGUGGGUGUAGACUAACUAUUUGUAUGGUGUUGCUAAUGAAGUGCUCAGUAAGUAAAUAGCUAAGUUUGUCUACAGAGACACUGUUGUCUGUAAAAUAUGUUAUUGUGUUAAAAGGACAGUUUGUGUUGUGCCUUCUUACUGAGGGUGAGAGGAGAGCAUCAGUUAAUCUCUUUGUGUUCUAUAGAAAAGUGGUAAAUUUAGCCAAAUUAGCUUAACACUGAAAGUGGGGUGUGAAGAUCAAGUAAAAAAUGCUUUCCAAAAACUGUCACUAGUGUACAUUGUAUCAUAACUGAGGUAUUCAUGGGAGCUGGGGCACUUGAUUUUGCCUCAGAUCAGUUUAGGCCAUGUGAUCCAUGCAGUCACUAAUUUUCUUUCAAAUAUAUAUUGGAAAAGUUUUUUAUUCACAAAUGAAUAGUAGUUUGUUUGCUAGUGGCUCAAACAAGGAUGCUGGUAUGAGGUAUUUUUCUCUACUGUUUUUAUUUUUGGUCAAUAGAAGACAAUGGGAUUCAUUUUCCAGUGAGUGGUCAAAGUUAUGUAUACUCAUACUUCUGUAAUAUUUGUUGUGUAUUUUUGAAUUAUCUUCUGUGUUUUGUGUGUUUGUUACGACUGAUGAUAUUCAUACAAUUAUUUUUAAGACUAAUCAAUAUUUUUAGUUACUGAUUAAAGAGACAUUAAAUGGU
Molecule: messenger RNA, 3543 nt
Organism: Pleuronectes platessa (European plaice)
Lineage: Eukaryota; Metazoa; Chordata; Actinopteri; Pleuronectiformes; Pleuronectidae
Exons: 11
Coding region: 1-1347 (448 amino acids)
Biological process (GO): regulation of gene expression
Cellular component (GO): nucleus
Molecular function (GO): POU domain binding; DNA binding
Source: RefSeq, a predicted model, not a curated record